Molecule: messenger RNA, 3616 nt
Organism: Portunus trituberculatus (swimming crab)
Lineage: Eukaryota; Metazoa; Arthropoda; Malacostraca; Decapoda; Portunidae
Product: SCAN domain-containing protein 3-like
Exons: 6
Coding region: 1020-3290 (756 amino acids)
Biological process (GO): DNA integration
Molecular function (GO): nucleic acid binding
Source: RefSeq, a predicted model, not a curated record
UCGCCUAUAGUAUCAAGAUCAAGAUCAAGAUCCUGGACCUGCUUCCCUGAGUCCCUGCCAGUGACAGAAGCCUUAACAACGCCCUCCGCCCGACAUUAAUAGGCCAAGACAGCAAUGAUUUUUCCCCGCAGCCCGGUGCUAGAUAGAGAAUAAGUCCUGCGACUUAGAUGUUGCUCUCAACUACUGCUUCCCUUCAGGCUUCAACGUAUGGGUAGCACAACACUGAACGCUCACGACAUCCUCACAUGUACCACCUCAAUCUCUCUCUGAACCCACACUGACCAUGGUAUCUCUGUCCCUGAGACCAUAGUACAUUUCUUGCUGCAGUGCCAACGCUUUCACUCCGACCAGGCCAUUCUCUGAUCACAACUGCAAGCUCGGUAACUAUACAGAAAGGCGGGUAAAUAUGGAGAAAGUCAGUCGUAUGUUACGUAAUAAUAAGGAAUGCAUCAAUGAUUGUGUUUUAAUGCCUGGAACAUGAAGUGGAUAUUUCUGAUCGGCAAAAAAAAAAAAAAAAAAAAAUUCCCAAGAAAAAAAAAAAAAACGCAUACAGGGAGUUUCCUAAAUGCAGAUAUUUUCGUGUUCUGCACAUGUAAAACCAUUGAUCCAUUCUAACUGAACCUAACGUAAGCUAACACCUAACCAAACUUAAGAAAUGGAUAUUUGUGUUCUACCCGAAAUUACUAGCAUUAAUAUUACAUGAGUAAUUUGCAACAAAGUGUAUAGAAGGUAAUGUCUACUUUCUAGUGGUUGACUCACCAAGUUGGCCCCCAACACUGAGAUAUAAUGUUGGGAAAAAGAAGGGUUAAUAGGAGAAGGGGCCAGGUCUGCAGGCAUGACAGUUCAUGUUGUAGGUUAUAAUGAAGAUUAAUUGCAGUGUGGAGAACCGGAUAGUGUGCCUUAUGCAGUAAUUGUGUAGUAGCUAUUAGUUUGUUGGUUACAAAAUUCAUACAACAGAUUCCCUAGAUGGUAAUGGAGGGUUAAUUUAAAAGUGAAAAUGGUAAGAGCAUUCAGGCAAUAUGGUUCGCACUGGGAAAGACCCAUGGCUGCACAUCAAGCAAGUUGUGCAUUAUGUGCAGACAGGAGAGUUUCUUGACUCUGUAACUCAAGGAGAGAGGAGUGGCAUCAGACAAGCAGCAGGAAAUUUUGUUGCUGAAGGGGAGUAUGUAUACUACUGUGGCUUCAAGAAAGAUGAUUCAGAGUCCAUAAAGAGAAGGCUUGUUGUAGAACACAAGGAGAAGGUGAAAGAAAUACUAACAGACCUUCACGACAUGGAUGGACACAAAGGCACACGCUGCACUCAAUAUAAAGUUGGUGAGAAAUACUAUUGGCCAACAAUCACCGCAGAUAUAAAAGAUUGGAUAAAGAAAUGCCCCAAGUGUCAGGUUUAUCAGAAAAUAAAAACACAAGGUCCUGUGUUACAUCCCAUCAAACCAGAGGGAAGAUGGGAUGUGCUGAGCAUGGACCUUAUUGGCCCCUUAACAGUAACACCUAGGGGGAAUAAGUACAUAAUAACCAUCACAGAUCUGUAUACUAAAGGGGUUAUGGCAUACCCUCUGAAGGAUAAGAGUGCUCCCUGUGUGGCAAUGGCCAUUAUGGAAAUUAUUUAUACCUAUGGUCCCCCCUUGAAAAUCAUUACAGAUCAAGAGAAAGAAUUUGUGAAUGAGCUCAACAAGAAUCUCUUCUCCUUGUUCAACGUUAAGCACCUUGUCACAUCCAUAUACCACCCCCAAACUAAUGGGCAAACAGAAAGAGCUAGUGGCACUUUGAAGACUAUUCUUGCAAAGUAUUGCAAUGACAACAUGGAUGAUUGGGACAGUGCUGAGAUCCUCGAUAAAAUGGCAAACCCUUGCUCAUCUGAUCUUCCUGCUGAACCGCAAACAGAAACUGGAUGCAAGGAGAAGUUUAUACAAAACAUACUAAAGUGGGAUGAAAACAAAACAUCACAAUACAACAUACUUACUCAAGACAAAUAUGCUUCACUUCUCCAGGAGGUGAACGAUGCUAAAACUGCAGAGAAGAAAAUUCCUCUACAGUACAAAAGACUAAAGCAGUUUGAUGUUAUUGAAAUUGGUGGUAUUCAGAAACUGAUUGCUAAAAGUGAUAAAGAUGAAAUUCGUUACUACUUGCCUGCUUCUGAGAUAUUUGAUGUAAUUAAAACGUCGCAUUUAGCUAUCGGCCAUGGUGGUCAAGACAAAUUGAAAUGUGAAAUUGUUAAAAGAUAUGCAAAUAUUACAACUGAUAUGAUUGCACUCUUCUUGUCCUUGUGUGAAGUGUGCCAAAGCAAGAAAACAAAAAAGAAAAAAGGAUUGGUUUCAAAGUCUGUCUUACAUUCUGAGCUAAAUAUAAAUAGUCAGUGUCAAAUGGACCUAAUAGACAUGCAAGCACUACCAGAUAGAAAAUAUAAGUUCAUAAUGGUAUAUCAAGAUCACUUAACCAGAUUUGUAAUACUUCGUGCAUUGGAGUGUAAAUAUGCCAAGGAAGUUGCAUAUAACCUUCUUGACAUAUUUUUGAUGUUUGGAGCACCAUGUAUUUUGCAUAUUGAUAAUGGAAGAGAAUUUGUAAACACUGUCAUGACAUCCUUAGCUUCUUUAUGGCCAGAAUUGAAAAUUGUGCAUGGAAAACCAAGACAUAGUCAGAGUGAAGGAUCUGUAGAAAGGGCAAAUCAAGAUAUUGAAAAUAUGUUGAGUGGAUGGAUGAAAGACAAUAAUACAACGAAGUGGUCUGAAGGUCUACGUUUUGUUCAAUUUAUGAUCAACCAAGCGAAGCAUUCCAGUAUAAAUCAAAGCCCAUAUAAAGCUAUGUUUGGUGUAGAAGUAAGGGUUGGCCUGGCAACUACAUGUCUUCCAUUAGAAUUAAGUAAAAACUUGCAAAGUGAGGAGCUACAGGAAAUACCUGCAAACUUGCAUAAGAAAAAUACAUGUGGAACUAGUGAUGUUUUACAAAAUACAGGUGAAUUUAACAUAAACUUUAUAUCUGAAUGUAAAUCCGAAGUAAUUUUGUGUCGUGUGUGUGAAAAAGACACAGGUCGAGCUUAUUCCUGUGCAAAAUGUGAAUCUAAUAUUCAUGUAAUGUGUGGGAUAGAAAUUGAGAAUGGUUCAGAAAUUGUGUGUCUAAACUGUAAUAAUGAACCAAGAAUAUCACGUGUUCGGCAAGCAGAAGGCAGUUGUAUGGAGAAGCAGGCAAAAAGGAUGAAAAGAGCAUCUAAUGCCUCUCACCUUCCACUGAGUAUUGGGCAAAAUGUAACAGUACCAAUUCAAGAAGUGGAUAGGGGAAAAGGAAGUCUUUGAAAUAUUAUUGUAGUAAUUGUUAGUAGUAGUGUGAAUGAAAUGUGUAAAUUAGGGAUUAGAGAUGGUGUUCUUAUGAAAUUGUACAGUCAGUCUGAAUUUGAUACUUGCUAGGAGACAUCCUUGAACUUGACUGAUGUUCCUGAAGGCAAGGAAAUAUCAUUAGGAAGUGCUGGUGCCUUGUCAAGUGUGGGAACAGGUCAAGGUUUCUUCAGAUGUCACUACAAAGUGUUGUGCAACAAACAUAUGCCAAUACAAGAAACCUGAAUUGUUAUACAAUUCAAAAUGUCACAACAGCAUGUCAUAUAAUAUUAAAUAGUGCAGUCUAA